AUGCCCGAUCCCGGAGAUUCUUCGAGAUCGAGCAGCCCUGGCGUGAGAGAUGAUGCCGUCCCUGAGCUUGUGGUAGAUGCGGGUGACCGUGAUGCUCUACUUGAGGCUCCGAAGCCUCGGGCGUCGCAAGCCACCUUGACCUUGCCUGCCCGUGUGGGCCGCACGAGCCGGACCAGAGGCCGUCUAAGCGUGAUGCAAGCCGAUGCGCUGAAGUCCUCCAGGGCUGCCCUGGAACAGCGGCACCACUUGCACUCCAACGUAAGCAAUGCAAGCGAGGACACACAAGAGCCAGCGGUGUCACAGCCCUUAAGUGUGGGGCCAGUGGGGCUUGCUAGCCUUGCUGGCCACGAUGACAUACGAAGCCUGGUCGCCGAGAUGACAGUAGCCAGAGAGGCGCUCCAGUCCGCGAGAGAUGAGACAGAGGCUCUCGCAGCUUUAGGUGGCGACAUGGAGGACACGGGCAAUGGCGAUGGCAGGCGGGCAGAAUUUGCGGAAUGGGCGGGGCAAAGGCAGGAGCUGGAAGCUGAAGUCCUUGAGCUGAGGGCAUCUCGGGAAGCUCAACGGCAAGCAAGCCUGGAGAUAGAGAAGGCCGAGGAUCGCAUGAGUCUUGAGAUUUCUGAGCAGAAGCAUCAACUGGCUUUGCAGACGGAGGCUGGCCUGCAAGCCACGCUGGAGAUGCAGGCGCAGCAGGAGACCAUGCAGGCCAUGAAGCGCGAAUGCGAGUCCCUUCGCCAAGGUGAACAGAAGCAGGCAGAUCUGAAGGCCGAAGUGUCCGAGGAAGCCGAGGUAGCAGCCGUGGAGAUGCGGCAGCUGCAAGAGGCCGUCCUGAAGGACGAGCAGCGGAAGGGUGAUCUUGCCAAGCUGGAGCUCACGGUGGCCGAAUCGCGAGCGCAGGAAGAGAGGCGACUGGCAACAGUGGCCGAACUGGAAGCUGCCAAGUCAGAUCAGAAGUCGCUCCAGGCGGAGGUCUCUGAAAUCAAGGCCGAGGCUUCCGAGCUCCAUGCAGAGCUCCGCGAGAGCCGCAGCUGCGAGGUGUCGGAGCUGUCGCUUGCCGAGGAGAGGGCCGCUUCAACACAGCGGGCCCAGGAGGAGCUUCAAGAGCUUCAGAAGGAGCUUCACUCGGAGCUUCGGAGCUGGCAAGUCCAAGAAGAGCAGAGGAAGGCGGAGCAAGAGGCGAGCCUCGAGCAGCUCAGGUGGCGCAGCGAGCGCCGCGCCCGGGAGCUUGAGGAGCUCCGGGAGCUUGAGGAGGAGUGCCAGCGGUUCGGGGGCCAAGAGAGGGCGAGGCAGAGCGAAGUUGAAGCCCUGCGGGCCGAAGUUGCGCGGCAGAGCCGCGCUCAAGAGGAGCUUCGAGGGCUGCUGAGCCAGGAGCAGGAGAGAAAUGAAGCUCUUGUGCAGGCAGAGCACCGGCUGUCGGCAGCUUUGAGCAGUCGUAGGGGCUUGGAGCCGAAAGCAGGCGUGUCGGACGCAGCUGGGGUGGAGGGGCAUCAGGGGCAUCAAGAGCUGAGCAUGCAAAUGGAGUCGCUGCGCCAGCAAGAGCUGGACUUGAAACGAGCGAUAGCUGCUCACAGGUAUGUCGUCCGGAACUCGACGUCCUUGCCCCUACCUGCCCCAGCACCUGGACCGACCGCUCGUAAACAGGAAUCAGCUGACGCGUCUGCGGAUGAAGACCUCGAGGACGAAAUCGGUACAACUGUGAAGUUGUCUAGUCGGCCGAGUUCAUCGGAAUGCCAAGACUUCCUCUUUGCUUUGCGAAGAUCGGGAAUGUCUGGUUCGACAAUAUCUUGGCUUCAGGGAGCGACCUAG
Molecule: messenger RNA, 1803 nt
Organism: Symbiodinium natans
Lineage: Eukaryota; Dinophyceae; Suessiales; Symbiodiniaceae
Source: the annotation of a GenBank genome assembly